UCAUGUCAUGUUUGCCUGUCGUCCCUACUGGGACAUAGGCCGCUGACAAGAGCUUUCCAGACGUCUCUGUCCAGGGCUGGUCUCUCCAACUGUCCCCAGGUGUAUCCAAUCUUCUUGGUGUCUUCUUCCAGGUCACAUCUCCAGGUCUUUCUUGGUCUGAUUCCCGAAUCUACUGGUUGUAAAUUAUGUUAAAAGCUUUUCCAUCCAUUGGGAAGAUGCCGGCUCAGUGGAGGUCACUCUUUCCAGCAACUGUAGCAGCUCGCCAGUCAUCUGUCAGCACACUUCCACCUAAAGCUGUCAUAUUUGAUAUGGGGGGUGUGCUCAUUCCCACACCUCUACAUUUAUUCAAAGAUUUUGAGAGACACUCUGGCCUCCAGAGUGGGACAGUCUCUCGCUAUGUUGUGGCCGGAGGCUCUACUGGACCCUGGGCUCAGCUAGAACAAGGGAAGUUAACCCUGUCAGAAUUUGCGCGCAUUUUUGCCAGUGAUCUUUCAAAACAGGCAGGUCGGGACAUUGAUGUGUCGUACAUUAUGAAAGGCAUGACGUUGGGUAAUUCCCAAGCUUACCCCUGUAUGGUCGAGGCUAUCAAGUGUGUCCGGGGGGAGGGGAUCAAGACAGCGCUGCUGACCAACAACUGGUUCACAGAUGAACAGAAGACACAGACAUGUUGUCCAGUGGACAAGUCUUUGUUUGAUGUGGUUGUGGAGUCAUGUGUGGUGGGCUGCCACAAACCUGACCCUAAGAUCUACCAGCUGUGUCUGCAAGAGUUGAAUCUCCAACCUGAUGAGACAGUUUUCCUUGACGACCUGGGACAUAACCUUAAGGCGGCCUUGAACUUGGGCAUCAGGACCAUCAAGGUGACCAGCCCAGAACAAGGAGUGGCAGAGCUAGAAAAAGUGAUUGGCGCUGAUCUUAAGGAGUUUAUACCUGGCACUAAAACUGUUCCAAAACGUCUGGAACUAAACAUAAACAAUUUGGAAAAUUAUUUGAAAACUUUGGGACUCCAAGACAACUCCCAACCAGUGGUAAAGGUAUUUGAACAUGGUGAAUCUAACCCCACAUACUACGUCUCGUAUGGAGGGAGGAGAAUGGUCUUACGAAAGAAACCGCCUGGCAAGCUUCUACCUUCUGCUCAUGCUGUAGACAGAGAGUUCAAGGUCAUGUCUGCUGUGGUCAAGGCUGGAGUUCCUGUCCCAAACAUGGUGGCGUACUGUAAUGACGACAGUGUGAUUGGCACACCCUUCUAUUUAAUGGACUACAUGAGAGGGAGGUUGUUUAAAGACCUCAAGCUUGGGGAAGUGCCACGCAGCUCAAGGCGGGAGAUUGUCAUGGCCAUGGUCAAAGUCCUCAGCCAAAUCCAUGCUGUGGACAUUGACAAAGUCGGCUUGUCUGAUUAUGGCAAGAAAGGCCAGUUCUGUGAGCGUAACUUCAAGCGCUGGGCCAGCCAGUACAACAUGAGUAAAACCCAUGAGAUCCCUGCCAUGACCAAACUGAUGGAGUGGCUGCCCAAACACAUGCCACAAAAUGAGAGAGUUACAGUAGUUCAUGGGGAUUUCAGGCUUGACAACCUGAUGUACCAUCCUGAACAAAAUGAGGUCAUGGCGGCCAUUGAUUGGGAGCUCUCCACUUUGGGAGAUCCAAUCACAGACCUAGCAACAUGUGUACUGGCUUACUACCUCCCAGCUGAGGUACCCCUUCCCCCAGGACUAAAAGGUGCUGAUGUACAAAGUUUGGGAAUCCCAACAGUUGAUGAAAUCCUUGCAGAGUAUUGUAAACUGAAUAACCUCCCCUCUAUAGACAACUGGGACUUUUAUAUGGCUUAUGUUUUCUUCAGAAUUGCUGCCAUUUUACAGGGGGUUUACAAAAGAGCCAUUUCAGGUCAGUCUAGUUCCUCCAGUGGAAAAACUGUUGGUCUGUUUGCUGAAACAAUGGCUAAUGUUGGAUGGGAGAUUGCCUCUAAGAGCAAGCUGACGCCUACAACAAACAACGCCAGUGCCUCUAGCCAAAUCCAACAAACUCGCAACUUCUCAACCCUGAGGUCAGUAGGACGACAGACCAUCAUGUCCACUUUAGCUCGACCUCUGUCCUCUGGGGCUCCAGGACAAGUGGGGCAGAUGGCUGUGACAGUUGAAGGUUUGUCCCCGCGGGUCCAAGACCUCCACAAACGUGUGAGACAGUUUGUCCAGGAUCACGUAGUACCACUGGAGCCUCUACGUGUGCAGCACAUGCAGAGUGACCACAAGUGGACGAUACUACCUGAGACAGAGGCCCUAAAGGCUAAAGCUAAGGAACUAGGCUUGUGGAACCUGUUCCUGCCCAAAGAGUCUGACCCAGCAGGAAAGUAUGGGGCAGGCUUGACCAACUUGGAGUAUGCCUUCCUGUGUGAAGAGAUGGGCAAGUCCAUGCUGGCCCCUGAGGUGUUUAACUGCAGUGCACCAGACACAGGUAACAUGGAGACACUGGUCAGGUACGCAACAGAAGAACAGAAGGAGAAAUGGCUGAAGCCACUGCUGGAUGGAAAGAUUCGCUCUUGUUUUGCUAUGACAGAACCAGCCGUGGCCUCAUCCGAUGCUACAAAUAUAGAAUCAUCUAUCAGACUGGAGGGAGAACAUUACAUAAUCAAUGGUCACAAAUGGUGGACAUCAGGUGCUCUGGACCCCAGGUGCAAGAUUUGUAUCUUCAUGGGUAAGACAGACACCUCAGCUCAAAAACACAGGCAGCAGUCAAUGAUUCUCAUCCCAAUGGACACUCCUGGGGUGAAGGUUGUCCGACCACUGACAGUUUUUGGUUAUGAUGACGCUCCUGAAGGUCACGGUGAGGUCAUCUUUGAAAACGUCAAGGUCCCCGUGUCUAACAUCCUGCUAGGUGAAGGUCGUGGAUUUGAAAUAGCUCAAGGUCGCCUGGGUCCAGGUCGCAUUCAUCACUGCAUGCGCCUGAUUGGCCACGCUGAGAGAGCCCUGGAACUGAUGCUGGAUCGUACGACCAAAAGAGUUGCCUUUGGAAAACCUUUAGCUGCCCAGGGGUCAAUACAACAGGAUGUGGCCAGGUCUAGACUUGAGAUUGAGCAAUGUCGUCUUCUGGUGUUGAAAGCUGCUUACAUGAUGGACCUGUACGGCAACAAGGUUGCUGCACCUGAGAUAGCAAUGAUCAAAAUAGCUGCACCAAACAUGGCAUUACGGGUGAUUGACAGGGCAAUACAGGCUCACGGUGGUGCAGGUCUAGACAGUAACCUCCCCUUAGCUCACAUGUUUGCUGCCUCCAGAACUCUCAGACUUGCAGAUGGUCCAGAUGAGGUUCACAUGAGAACAGUGGCCAGAUUUCAGUAUGCCAAAAUUAUAGGGCCAAAGUUGUAAAUAUUAACAACUAAAAAUAUACUUUCCUAUUUGUUAAUCAGUGGUUGAAUAUAUGUUUUUAUUCUGGUAUUUUAACUUGUAUUUUGCUGUAGUCAGUAUUUAAAUAUAAAAAAUUAAUUCUUUAUUUUUCUAAAUGAGAUGAAAUGUUUUUUUAACAUUUAAGUGCACUUACUCUUUAACAGUGUAUUUAAAAUGUCAUUUAUUUUGUUCACAUUUACUAUACUUUGUGAUGUGACCCUGGCUGAUAGCUCUUUUAGAGUACAAAGGUACAACCUCACACACCCCUCAUACUUUCCCUUGUAUCACACUAUAUAUGUUUAUAUGGAACAUUGUGGUAGAAUGAUGGAGCAUAUGACUGCUUUCCUGAAAGUCUCGAGUUCCAAUCCGGGUUUAAAUCUACAAAUGUCCCUGAGUCCACCUAACUCACAUUAGGUUAAGUAAAAGCGGCUGGGCAUAGUGCUGACCACAGUAUCCCUUCAUGUGCCGAGAUCACAGAAUAGGUGAACUCUACUUCACUCGCCCAGUAGACUGUCAGGUUUGAAAGGUUACUUUAUUUUUUAUAUAUAUUUACAUAAAUUUACAAUAAUCAAUGAUUAAUCCAACUGUACAAUUAAAACUGCCACUAUUUUUAAUUUGUGUCACCCCCUUGGAUGGUGUCUCCUGGUGUGGUCUGCACCCCUUGUUGCACCUUGUGCAAUCUGCACCCUAGGUGCACCUUGUGCUGUCUGCACCCUAUGCUCACACGCCUUCCCAUACUUAGCCAACAGACUAGUAAAUUAUUUCACUAAGUCUACUUGCUUACCCUAGAAUAUUUAUUUCAUAGUACUUCAAGUUUAGAACUAAAUGUUAAAACUAAAACUGAAGUUUUUUAUGCAAUGAUUUGCUAUGUAUAUGAUGCUCAUUGGAAUAUUUAAUUCACUUAGAUAAGACUGUUAUUUCUCAUAGAUCAUUUAAUUUAAUGUUUCCUGUUUACAAAUAUAAUUGUUAAUAAUGAUUUAUGUAACAAAAUAUCUACAAGUAUUUUUGUAGAACAACUAUUGUACAUAAUUCUUGUUCAUAUGAUAUAUAAUGAUAUACUGCUGUGUUAGAUGAUUGACCAAUGCUAGAUGAUUUUUGUUAUCCCAAGAAUAAAGCAUUUU
Messenger RNA from Physella acuta, 4492 nucleotides. Its product is annotated as acyl-CoA dehydrogenase family member 10. The record is from RefSeq and is a predicted model, not a curated record. Gene Ontology annotation, molecular function: acyl-CoA dehydrogenase activity; flavin adenine dinucleotide binding. Gene Ontology annotation, cellular component: mitochondrion; cytoplasm. Gene Ontology annotation, biological process: fatty acid beta-oxidation using acyl-CoA dehydrogenase. NCBI's taxonomy places the organism in Eukaryota, Metazoa, Mollusca, Gastropoda, Physidae.